UAUACAAAACACUUAAUUCGAGAUUGAUUAAUUCGAGAAAUUUUCAUUGAUAAAUUUUCUGGCAAAAGGGUAAGAUAUAAACAAUAAGAUGAAUUGUCUAGUCUUUGCUUGCUUGUUUAAACAGGUACUCCACAUGAUGGCCUACUGGGCAGAAUUCUCAACUUCUUUCAAAUAUCAUCUUGCCCGAGUUCCUGAUUACUUGUGGGUUGCUGAAGAUGGGAUGAAAAUGCAGAGUAAGGGUAGCCAAUUAUGGGACACUGUUUUUAUCACCCAAGCAAUUAUUGCAAGUGACCUAGUAGAUGAAUUUGGCACAACUUUGAAAAAGGCACAUCAAUUCAUCAAAAAAUCCCAAGUAUCACUUCCGCUCCUCAAGGCUUUAACUCAGAUACGAGAAAAUCCAUCGGGCAAUUUCCACAGCACGUAUCGUCACCCAUGUAAAGGUGCUUGGAUGCUGGCUGAUAGAGAUCAUGGUUGGCAAGUUUCUGACUCUACUGCUGAGGCACUGAAGGCUUUACUCCCGCAAUCAAAAAUGUCAAUAGAUGUUGUGGGCGAAAUGAUUGAAGUUGGAAGAUUAUAUGAAGCCGUUGAUUUUAUUCUAAGUUUGCAGGUUAGGGAUUAAUACAUUUAAAUAAAAAGAAAAGAUUCUUAGAUGUUUUUUUUUUUUUGACUAUCUUUUAUUCUUUGUCUCGAUAUUUUACCUUUACAUGGGGCAAAACUGGAGGUUUUACC
Coffea arabica (coffee) is the source of this 729-nucleotide messenger RNA. Lineage: Eukaryota; Viridiplantae; Streptophyta; Magnoliopsida; Gentianales; Rubiaceae. The record is from RefSeq and is a predicted model, not a curated record.